UCUAGGGAAGCCUCCUUUCAUAGUCCAAGAAGCAAGGAAGAGAAUCCAAAGAGAAGAGGGUUGUUUUUGAGGAGGGUUGGCAAAUCGAUAGGAGUCGAAAUCGCCGGAAACCGCCACUUCAAAGGAGCUAGUCGUAGUUGCAGACCACGAAAGCCGCCCGGCUUUCGUGAAAGCCGCCCGGCUUUUGCCCAGGCAGUCCAGUUCUGCCUUUCAAUCGGCCUAGAACGGGGAUUGAUCAAGGGCGUAACAAAGGCAACUAUUGUAGCACAUCACGAGUUUCAGGUAGGACUUGAAGGUUGCUACCGGCGCCCGUUGCUUCAGGGAUUUCCAAGGGAGAAGACGUGGUUCGUGCUUCUUCUGUUUCCUGUUUUCAAAACAAUUAUAACAAUGCUCAUGGAUACUAUUUUUGAAUAACUAUUUGGGGGCUUGUAUGCCCAUGUUUGCCAAAGUGUGGCUAAGACAUCUUUAUUAAAUGCUUUCGCUGUUUUAAAUGAAUGAUUUACAUUAUGCUUGUU
Molecule: messenger RNA, 515 nt
Organism: Cuscuta europaea
Lineage: Eukaryota; Viridiplantae; Streptophyta; Magnoliopsida; Solanales; Convolvulaceae
Source: the annotation of a GenBank genome assembly